Molecule: messenger RNA, 2251 nt
Organism: Bolinopsis microptera
Lineage: Eukaryota; Metazoa; Ctenophora; Tentaculata; Lobata; Bolinopsidae
Product: EF-hand domain-containing family member B-like
Exons: 2
Coding region: 30-1655 (541 amino acids)
Molecular function (GO): calcium ion binding
Source: RefSeq, a predicted model, not a curated record
UAUCCAUCUGUCUAGGAGACCGUUGGAAUAUGUUAGCGAACGAAGGAAAGUUCCGGGACAGAAACCCCGGUAUCUCCGCAGCCGGCAAGCUGACAGCUGGAGGAGACCGCACCACCGACUGCAUCAAGAUGAACGUCCCCAAAGACCCUCCCGAGAUCAUAAAACGGAUCUGGGCUCUGACCUACCCAGGACCGGGUGAAAAGCGGACUUACACAGGAAAGUACGCGGAUACAGCGGUACUGACAGGGAUGCGGCAUGGGAUUACGACACGGUCUUCGGAGGUCGCUAAGAAUCUUGUGAAUCCCACUCCUCAGACCUUCUUCAGACAGAGGUUGAUCGAGCGGAAUGAGCGUAUUUACGAUAGCAAAGUGAAGAAACCACUGGGAGAAGUACCGGAUCAAACUGGAAAGUUUGCGGAGGGUAUAACGACUUUAGACACUUUUGGGAUAAAAACUGAGAAGAGCGAUCCUGCUGGGUUGGUUGUUAAUCCUAAUAUUUCAAGAGAUGAAGUCGCUGCUAAGGCUGAUGAAGGUAUCGAACUUUACAGAAAGUCACACCGAUACCAACAAGUCGGUGAACAACGGGACCUCAACUACGUCUGGACCAAAAUAAAGAAAACUGACGUGUUCGGAGUUGAAACGCCUCACAGUAACGAUGGAGGUCACGUCAAAAACUCCCUUCUUUGGAGUGACGACGUAAAGAACAACAACACGUUAACAGUGGUUUCUAAACGGUUAGACGAUUUCAAAGAACGGACCCAGCCAAAACUGGGAGAAGUUCAUGACCCGAUUAAAGAUUCUAUGAAUAUCGAUGCUGAUCACACUUUUGGUGUGAUGAUAAAACCGGAUGAGUACGGUGCAGGAGACUUGAUACAUCACCGUGAGGCUAAUUCGUACUUGCGGGCACGUGACCGUGAGCGUGGUGCUGUAGCUGCAACCAGAGACCACCUCAAAAAAGCAAACUACCACAACUUUGCUGAUCUUCAGUCGGCUUUCAAUAGUUAUGAUGCCAACAAAUCAGGUAAAAUUGAAUCUGAUGAUCUUUUGAAAGUGUGCAAAAGUUUCCAUUUGCCGGUCGACGAUUAUCUCAUUAACAACUUGAUGAAAUUCUGCGACUCCUCUGCCGAUGGCAAGAUUGACUACCUGGACUUCUGUAACUUCCUGAAUUGGAACUACGAAAUCCCCACUGACAAGGUAGAAGAACUCACUCUCAAGGAAGAUAAAGACAGCACCACCCCGAGAAUCCGGCAGAUUGACGGUAACUUAGACAACCACCAGACCUCUUCCUCAAUUAUAAACGCCAUCGCAGGAUUCACCCCAACCCAGGACUACAGGAGUUUUGGAGUGCCCACGAUCCGGAGCGACCUACCCGCACCGCGUAUCAAGCGCGUCGGAGAUUACACUAACUACGGGGAACAAUCCGACGUGUACGGGCUCCUUAACCCCUCCAUCUACACCAGCUACGGGUUAAUUGAGCGGGACUUUUUCCAGGUCAGAUCCAAAGAACAUAUCAAGCAGAUAUUCGGGGCCAUGAAACUGGGCUUAUCUGACGAGGAUUUUGAUAAGGUUUACAAAACGGCGGUUGCUUUAGACGCUGAUGGUAAUGUUAGCGUGGAUUCGUUUUUACAGACUCUGAGAUCAAGUCAAAAUUUUUGAUCCCUGGUGGACUGGGUGGUUUAAGAUAUGUGCUCGUAUUAUAUGGAAUGUGUGAUUUGAUAUCACUGUAAGUUGAUUAAAAACUGUUUAUAUUGUCCGGUAUGCUGUUGAUGCAAUGUGACUCCACUUUAAUGUAAAAAGACGAUAGCUGUCUUAAUUAUCUUUGCUUUAAAUCUAUAAGUAUAGAGGGAUUGAUUUCUAAUAGACUUUCAUGCGCUGUUUGGGCUCCAAUAUUAAAUUAGAUAUCAUUUCAUUUAGAAGACAACCAUAAAUGAUACUGACUUCAUGAAUUUUAUAACCACAAUGACUACGAUUUUACUAAAAAUGACACGUUUUAAACGUAAAUCUUUAACCAUGACCACCACUUUUUGUGACCUACUUUUAUUGUGAGCUAUUUUUGUGUAGAUAGACUGCUGAUUUUUGUUUCAUAAAGUGUUAUUUGUUAGACUAGCUGAUAUUCGUUAGAGAGGUGUUAUUAAUUUAUUGUUCACUAGUUUAGUGCAGAAUGUACCUGUAAUGUUUACUUGAAUAAUUUAAAUAAUAUGCUUAUUUCUCAACUUCACAAUCGCCAAUACUCCCUAUAACUUUCAGACUUC